Messenger RNA from Carassius carassius (crucian carp), 2411 nucleotides. It is a transcript of the gene brap, whose product is annotated as BRCA1 associated protein. The transcript has 12 exons. Gene Ontology annotation, biological process: protein ubiquitination; Ras protein signal transduction. Gene Ontology annotation, cellular component: cytoplasm. Gene Ontology annotation, molecular function: nucleic acid binding; zinc ion binding; ubiquitin protein ligase activity. Lineage: Eukaryota; Metazoa; Chordata; Actinopteri; Cypriniformes; Cyprinidae. The record is from RefSeq and is a predicted model, not a curated record. The coding region runs from base 177 to 1943 and encodes 588 amino acids.
GUAGCGCAGUAAUUUAUCUUUCACUCUCAAACGUCAUUGUUGUUGAACGCGUUUUUUUUUCUAAUUAUAGCUGGAUGUGAUUCUGUUCAGUGUCUAUGGCAUAUGGUUCCGAUGACGAGGUCUUUGGAGUGAAUGUGUGUUACUGAGUGGAGUGUGUGUGUGUGUGCUCUGAACACAUGAGUGUGUCUCUGGUUGUGAUCAGACUCGAGCUCGCUGAUCAGUCUGAUUCCCCGCGAGGCUUUCACUACUGCGCCGUUUCAGAGAUGUCAGAGGACGAGAUGAGAGAGACCGCACUGGUCUCCCCAAGAGCGACGCUGGCUGGUAAAACAGAGCUGGAGCGAGCGGCCAUCCUCCACCAGCACCUGGGCAGCCGCGUCAUGAGCGACAUGGUGAUCGAGAGCUUCCAGCCCAGCGCAGGUCUGCAGAACAGCUCUUCAGAUCUGAAGUCCACAGAUGACGGAGAUGGAGAAGCUAAAGAUCAAACAGAUGAGAGCAGGACUCCAGACUCUCCCUCCAAACAGCUGCCGGAUCAGAUCUCCUUCUUCAGCGGAAACCCGUCAGUGGAGAUCGUCCACGGCAUCAUGCACCUCUACAAAACUAAUAAGAUGACGUCACUCACAGAGGACGUGCGGCGCAGCGCGAUGCUGUCCAUCCUCACUGUACCCACCACCAUGACCAGCCACGACCUCAUGAAGUUCUUGGCUCCCUUCAACGACGUCAUGGAGCACAUGAAGAUCAUCCGGGACUCCACGCCCAAUCAGUACAUGGUGCUGGUCAAGUUCAGGAGUCAGGCCGAUGCCGACAGCUUCUACACAGCGUGCAACGGCCGUCAGUUCAACUCCAUUGAGGAUGCUGUCUGCCAGUUAGUCUAUGUGGAGAGAGUGGAAGUCAUCAAAUCUGAAGAGGGGGCCAGUUUACCUGUGAUGGAUCUGACUGAGCUGCCCAAGUGCACCGUGUGUUUGGAGCGCAUGGACGAGUCGGUCAACGGCGUGCUGACCACCCUGUGCAACCACAGCUUUCACAGCCAGUGUCUGCAGAGAUGGGAGGAUGCAACGUGUCCUGUGUGCAGAUACUGUCAGACUCCUGAACCCGUGGAGGAGAACAAGUGUUUUGAGUGUGGAGUGCAAGAGAAUCUGUGGAUCUGUCUUAUCUGUGGUCAUAUCGGCUGCGGACGCUACGUUAGUCGUCAUGCUUACAAGCACUUUGAGGAAACGCAGCACACUUACGCCAUGCAGCUGACCAAUCACAGGGUCUGGGACUACGCUGGAGAUAACUACGUCCAUCGGCUUGUUGCCAGUAAAACUGAUGGGAAGAUGGUUCAGUACGAGUGUGAGGGCGACACGUGUCAGGAUGAGAAGAUCGAUGCGCUGCAGCUCGAGUAUUCAUAUUUAUUAACCAGCCAGCUGGAUUCUCAGCGCAUUUACUGGGAGAAUAAAAUAGUUCACCUGGAGAAAGACACAGCGGAGGAGAUAAACAACAUGAAGGCCAAAUUCAAGGAGACGAUUGACAAGUGUGACAGUUUGGAGCGGAAACUAAACGAACUCAUCAAAGAAAGACAAUCCAUUGAAAAAAAAUGUUCACAGCUGAACAACAAAGUGGUGAAGCUUGGUCAAGAGCUGCGGGAGGAGCAGGAGAUGAACCGAUGCCUGCGAGCCAAUCAGACGCAGCUCCAGGCGCAGCUGCAGGAAGAGGAGAGGCGGGCUCUGGAGACGGCAGCCAAUAAAGACGGCCAGAUCGCCGAGCUGCAGGAGCAGCUGCGAGACGUCAUGUUCUACCUGGAGACGCAGCAGCAGAUCGACCGCAUGCCGGCAGACGCCCGACAAGAAAUCCAAGAGGGUCAGAUCAACAUCGCUUCGGCCCCUGCUGCCCCACAGCCCGGGCCCUCGGCCCUCGGCUCCGGCAGACUGAGCGGCCGCAAGGGACGAUCCAAGAGGGGAAAGUAGCGAAAGACGUUGUGUUUAAUAUAUGCAGUGCUUAAGAAAUGUUGCACAGGAAAUUAGGACAUUUUAAUAACCAUCCUUCCUCAUGUUAGAAGCUCUAAAAUAUUAGAUUAUGAUUUGUUCACUAAUCUCUUGCAAGAGGACACCUGCUUAGAAAUGUAGCUCAGCCUGUUUUAUAUGAAAACAAAGUCACUGAAUUUUAUUUUCAGAUGUGCUCAUAGCUGGAAGAUGUCAUUUUUUGAUUUACUUUAUGAUUGUAGGAAUUAUUGAAUAUUGCUCUCCGCAACUCUUGACGGAUGGAUCUCACACAGUUCUUGUAAUGUUUCACAUCGAGAGAGAGAGAGUGAGAAAAAAAAAUUAUAUUUUGCUGUAAUGCAUCUGGAUUAGUGUUGUAAACUCUUUUUUUUUUAAGAAUUGCAUUUAUAAUAUAUGGGAGCUCGUUUCCGGGAAGAAAAAAAAAACAGAAUUGUG